Caenorhabditis remanei is the source of this 507-nucleotide messenger RNA. RefSeq lists its product as uncharacterized. The transcript is spliced from 3 exons. The record is from RefSeq and is a predicted model, not a curated record. The coding region runs from base 1 to 507 and encodes 168 amino acids. NCBI's taxonomy places the organism in Eukaryota, Metazoa, Nematoda, Chromadorea, Rhabditida, Rhabditidae.
AUGUCUCAUCGAGCAGAUGACACCAGAAAACAUCGCAAAUCGCGUUCAGUCAAGAAGGAUCAUCAAUAUCCAUUCGUUUCUUUUGAUGGGGAACAGUCAUUCGACAUUCCGGCUGACGAAGGAAAGAGUCCGGUGCGUACUCGUAUGUCUCUUGCUUCUAAUCCAGACGCCGUGAAGUAUUUGGACGAGAUUGCACUUCUGAAGGCACGUCGUAUUGACAAGGAUGCUCCGAGACAUCCGUACGAUCGUCGUGGACAACCAGCACCACCAGUUGCUGAAUCUUUUCUUUCAACAUCUGCAUCUCUUCCACCAAUUAGUCCAAACGCUAUGACUUUUAUGGGUGGACCUCCAGAAUCUGAGAAGACUUACAAACUCGGAAAAGACGGAACUCUCAAAGUGUCGCAAUUGCCGGAUGGAGGAGAAAGAUUCGAAGUUGCAAGUGGCAAACAAUACUGUGUGUUCCAACAAAGCGCUGGACAAACUUGUCUCUGCAGUUACAGUGAUUAA